AUGACUGACAGCACGGGUCCAAACAGCUCCGACCCCCCGCUCCGCGUCCCGGAAAGCCGGGCCCCGCAGCAGGGCCCUGUCAACAUCACCUACGUGGAAUUCUACCUGCACAAGCCCUCCAUCGCCGCCGUGUUCGCCGUGUCCUACCUGCUCAUCUUCCUGCUGUGCAUGGUGGGCAACGGCAUCGUGGGCUUCAUCGUGCUGCGCAGUAGGAACAUGCGCACGGUCACCAACAUCUUCAUACUCAACCUGGCCAUCAGCGACAUGCUGGUGGGCAUCUUCUGCAUGCCCACCACCCUCAUCGACAACAUAAUCACAGGUUGGCCGUUUGGCAGCGUUGUGUGUAAGCUCAGUGGGAUGGUCCAGGGGAUUUCUGUCUCCGCCUCAGUCUUCACUCUAGUGGCCAUAGCUGUGGACCGGUUUCGUUGCAUCGUGUACCCCUUCAAGCAGAAGAUCACCGUUGGCCUCUCCAAGAUGAUCCUGGUGGUGAUCUGGGUCCUGGCCGUCUCCAUCAUGUGUCCCUCCGGCCUCAUGCUGCAGGUCACCAAGGAGCACAGCGUCCGCAUCCGAACGGGACCCCUCGACGCCAACGCCGCCGCCGCCUCCCGUCCCUUCUACUGGUGCCGGGAGAACUGGCCCACCCAACAGAUGCGCAAGGUCUACACCACCGUGCUGUUCGCCAGCAUCUUCCUCGCCCCGCUCGCGCUCAUCGUCAUCAUGUACGCCCGCAUCGGCCUCACCCUCUUCAAGACCACCGUUCCCCCCGACGGCAGGGGCAGUGGCAGCGGAGGGACCCGGGACGACGGGGGGGUUGGCGGCGAAGGGAGGCCGACCGCCCCCGCGGACAGACGGCAGAGCGUCUCCAGGAAGAAGAAGCGCGCGGUGAAGAUGCUUCUGGUGGUGGCGCUGCUCUUCGUGGUGUCCUGGCUGCCCCUGUGGACCCUGAUGCUGCUCAGCGACUACGCCAGCCUCAGCGCGCGGCAGCACCGCGUGCUCAACAUCUACGUGUACCCGCUGUCCCACUGGCUGGCCUUCUUCAACAGCAGCGUCAACCCCAUCAUCUACGGCUUCUUCAACGACAACUUCCAGCGCGGCUUCCAGGCCGCCUUUAAGUUCCAGCUGUGCUCGGCGGUCCUCGAACGCCAGAGGACCCUCUCCCUGAGGCUCCUGGGCCGCGCCGCCGCCGGGCCCCAGGGGAACCAGCCGCCGGCCCCUGGCGCUAGGGGGCUAGUGUCCAGGCCGCCGAGCGGAGGAGCAGCGGAGGGACCAUGCUGGGGUCAGGAGGAGAGGUGUGUGUCUGUGAGCAGUGAGGGGCAGGAUGAACUUGAACUGGUCACUGAAGGCCCAGUUGAGGUGUCUCAGGUUUAGGUGUGUUUUGGAAGUUUAUACGUAUCAAUUUACACUGCUAGCCAAACCUUAAGAUAUUUGUGUAACUCGCUAUUGGUUCGGCUUUACGUCAAGUGAACAACAAUCUUGCACCCAACAUAUUAAUUGAGGCUAUUAGUAUCUUGCAGGUCUACACAUCAUGCAAUGGUCUACACGUCAUGAAAUUUCAACCCCUCAAACUUUUUCAUUUUGUUUGCAAUGGUAGAGUAGAGGGCAUACGAAGAGAGAAACAUUUGAAGACGAAUUGCAAACUAGCCUAUCUGCUAGUUGGUUCACUCAUUCGUUUGAACAUUCACAAAUCUUGGCUGUCACCUUAUUGUGAUUUGGGUAGAAAGUUACUAUUAUGAAGUGUUUACAAAACUUUGUAAACACUAAAACACUUUUGCUAUUUCUGUAAAACACUUUAGCUGCAUGCUGAUCGGUUGAUUGUACAAUUUGUGUUUGCCACACUGUGAUUGACAGAAAGGUAUCACUUUAACACUGUAAUCAGCCUUACACACGUGGUUGGUCGAUGAUAAAUAUUUGUGGUGUAAUUUGUGUCAUAUAUAUAUAUAU
Molecule: messenger RNA, 1941 nt
Organism: Gadus morhua (Atlantic cod)
Lineage: Eukaryota; Metazoa; Chordata; Actinopteri; Gadiformes; Gadidae
Product: neuropeptide FF receptor 2-like
Exons: 3
Coding region: 1-1368 (455 amino acids)
Biological process (GO): cellular response to hormone stimulus; G protein-coupled receptor signaling pathway
Cellular component (GO): plasma membrane
Molecular function (GO): peptide binding; neuropeptide receptor activity
Source: RefSeq, a predicted model, not a curated record